UCUUCGCUGUUUGGAGCGUUACUAGACCCACAGCACUUUUAAGGUUCUGCCCUUCUCCAGCAGAAUAGCAAGUGGGUUCCCAGCCCUGGUCCUGGACCACCACAUUAAAACUGGUUAGGACCGAGGGUUCUCCAGGACCAAGGCUGGGAACCGGGGCUCUAGGAGAUCAUGUAGAACCCGUAAAGCAGCAGUGAGGUCAUGGUUAAAAACCCUUGAUCACUGCGUUCUUUGUAAAUCUCCACACCAGAGUGUUUCCUCAUCAGCGGAACUUCCAAGUAGAACCUUUGAUUAUUGAGAGAACCCUUGGGGUGGGGGGAAUAGAAUUCUGACUCUGUGUUUAUAUUUAGGUAAAAAUAACAUGAGGGAAUAAUUCAGUGUUUCAGCAGGGCAGGGCACCGGUCGUCUUUCAGAGCUGAUCUACAGCAAACGUUAUUUGCUGUAACGUUAGUAACAGAGUUAUUUUCCCUCAGCUGCUCCUACUCACUGUUUUAUUUAAAGAAUUUAAAGAGUUAGCUCACUUCUACUUCUAGCUGGAUUUGUAGCCAUUUGGAAACCAGCAACUGCUGAAUAUUUGUGAUUAAACACCGACCACAAACCCUGCUGCUGUGUAAACACACACUUCAUGUUGAUUUGUUGCUCAGGUGGGUGGAGCCUCCAUGUCAGCUGGUGUCGAUGUCAUGUCAAGUGCCCUAGUGUGGUUCACUUGUCCCCUCUGAGUGCACUUCAAGCAGCUCGGGCGGCGCUCGGCUAAACAUGAAAGAGAUUGGGAAAUGUGACACCGAUGAUGGACACCUGUCAGUUGUGCAUGUUUAUAGGGUCAAAGAUUUACGAUAGUGCUCUAUACACACACACAUACACACACACACACACACAUACACACGCUCACACACACCUGUUGUGUUUUCAGGCCAGGCGGAGUUGUUGAGGCGUAACUCGAACUGGUGUUUCUGCUCCUCUAAGAACAUGAAUCUCAGACUCAGUUAAUACGAUAGGGUUCUAAAUUUAAUCCUGAGUCUUGAGUGUGUGUGUGUGUGUGUGUGUGUGUGUGUUUAAAGGUUUUACAUCCAGAGAAGAGUGUAUAUUUACUUUUGAACAGAUUUGAUCUAAAAGAGGUUUUUUUAAAACCACGUGUUCCAAUCUAGUUUUAUGUUAGAACAUUCAGCUCUGAGUCAUGUGACUCAGGGUUCUUUAAGGGUUCUUCAUUUCCCAAAAAGGGCUUUGUGAGUUCUUAUGAUACAUGUUAGAACCCUUUAGAGUGCUCACUCUUACAAAAAAAGGGGACGGGGGGUUCCUGUGGUUUCUUUAACGGACUGUGUAAAAAUUUAAGGUUCUUAGGUUCCUAAAAUGGUUCGACUCGGAACCCUUUCCAACAGGGAAGCAUUCUGAAGCUCUGAAGAAAUGUUCCACUAGCGGGGAAACUAAAGAACCUUUAAAGAGUGUAGGGUCACAUCGUGUUUAUGUGUUCAGUAUGUUAAUACAAGUGUGCGUGUGUGUGUGUGUGCGCGCUCAUGUGUGUGUGGAUCUGAAAGGAAGAUCCCUAUUUUCUGUCCCGGGAGAAUUAUUAUAUAACAGAAUCGAUUCGUGGAAUCGACUCUUUUGAUUUGUAUCACCUGGAGUCGCAAUUAGAGUCGGUGAUCAGAGCGCGUCCCUGGCGAUUGGAGCGCGUCCUCGGUGAUCAGAGCGCGUCCCUGGCGAUUGGAGCGCGUCCUCGGUGAUCAGAGCGCGUCCCUGGCGAUUGGAGCGCGUCCUCGGUGAUCAGAGCGCGUCUUCGGGGAUCAGAGCGCGUCCCUCGCGAUUGGAGCGCGUCCUCGGUGAUCAGAGCGCGUCCUUGGGGAUCAGAGCGCGUCCCUGGCGAUUGGAGCGCGUCCUCGGUGAUCAGAGCGCGUCCUCGGUGAUCAGAGCGCGUCCUCGGGGAUCAGAGCGCGUUCUCGGUGAUCAAAGCGCGUCCUCGGUGAUCAGAGCGCGUCCCUGGCGAUUGGAGCGCGUCCUCGGGGAUCAGAGCGCGUCUUCGGGGAUCAGAGCGCGUCCCUCGCGAUUGGAGCGCGUCCUCGGUGAUCAGAGCGCGUUCUCGGUGAUCAGAGGGGAUCAGAGCGCGUUCUCGGUGAUCAGAGGGGAUCAGAGCGCGUCCUCGGUGAUCAGAGCGCGUCCUCGGGGAUCAGAGCGCGUCCUCGGUGAUCAGAGCGCGUCCUCGGGGAUCAAAGCGCGUCUCCGUCGAUCUGAGAGUGUUUGGAUUUGUGCUGAGCAGCUAAGGAGACGCGUGUGUUAGAUUUACUGCCGUAUUUACAGAAACACACACUGAGAAACCAAGCUCGUGUCUGUUACUCGGUGGAUUUUACCGUGGACACGAUUCACCGGACGAGGAAAGAAGGAAUAACGGAAUAACUCAACUUUGGAAAUGAUUUUUGAUGAUGAAUCUUAUUUUGUUGAUUGUUUAUAACUUUCUUCUUGUUUGAUGAUCGCUGCCGAAAGAAGCUUUGCUCUAGAAGCCGCUUUAUUAGAUUUAUUUAUUUAUCUAUCUAUCUAUUUAUUUUUUUCCAAAUAAAGUUAGUGACAGUUAUUCAGACCACCAACAUAAACCCACGAAGUUAUCUUUAGACACAGUGAUAUUUACAAUGUUAUAGAAAAGUCAUAUACGUCACGUGACGUGAAUUUGUGCUCGCGCCUUGAGAAAACCGAGACUUUCUUUUUUACAUUUUGACACGUGCUGGAGAAAUGUGACACUUUUAAAAAAAGUGAUUUUUUUUUAGUUUGUUUUGGAGAAUCGUUCAUGAUAAAGUUCUGUCUGUUAUUUCAAGGCAAAUAAUAAUAAUAAUAAUAACAUUAAUAAUAAUAAUAAUAAUAAUAAUAUCAACAACAACAACAACAAUAAUAAUAACAACUAACAAUAAUAAUAAUAACUAACAAUAAUAAUAAUAAUAAUAAUAAUAAGACAAACAGAUAAAUCAAUAAGAAUAAAGUGCGUCUCGUGGAAGUAACUAAAUCUCUGGGAAUAAGAGCAGCUCUGGAGGCUGUGUGCUGGACUGAGAGCUGAUUUGCUGAUUUACUGAUUUGUGGAUGAAGAAGUGAUGAAGAUGAUGAUGAUGCCCGGACUUCCUGUAACAGUGUUGCUGAUCAGCUGUGGGUUUAGCUUUAGCUUUAGCACUCUGGGACCUGCACAGAAGGAGACUCAGAGCAUCACAGAUGUGUGUGAGCAGGUCAGUCCUCCGUGUGUGACAGAGGCGGAUCGUUACAGCCUGGAGGCGCUGCGUCACAUCCACCAGGAGAUGGACGAUGAUCAGGAUGGAGGGAUCGAGGUGGAGGAGAGUGUGGAGUUCAUUAUUGAGGACAUGCAGCAGCAGCAGACAAAUAAACACAGUAAACUGCACCACGAGGACCAGCACAUCACUGUGGAGGAGCUCUGGAGAGGCUGGAAGUCCUCAGAAGUUCAUAAUUGGACACAGGAAGAUGUGUUGCGCUGGCUGCGAGAGUUCGUGGAGUUGCCUCAAUAUGAGAAGAACUUUAAAGAGUUACGCGUAAAUGGAAACACACUGCCCAGGAUUGCAUCCAAUGAGCCAUCGUUCAUGAGCACCUACCUGAAGAUCCAGGACCAGCAGCACAAACACAAGCUGAAGCUCAAGGCGCUAGAUGUUGUGCUGUUUGGACCACCUACACGGCCACCACACAACUGGAUGAAGGAUCUCCUGCUCAUUGUGUCAGUAGUGAUGGGGUUGGGUGGAUGCUGGUUUGCUCAGGUGCAGAACAAAGCAUCAAAGGAGCACAUUUCCAAAAUGAUGAAAGAUCUGGAGAGCCUACAGAGAGCUGAGAAGAGUCUCAGAGACCUGCAGGAACAGCUGGAACGGGCCCAGGAGGAGAAGCGUACAGUAGCAGUGGAGAAGCAGUUUUUAGAGCAAAAAAUGAGGGAUGAGAUCCAGGGAGCUCAAGACGAGGCCAACCGACUUCAGGAGCUUCGCAAGGGUGCCGUGACUGAACUAAGUCGGCUGAGAUAUGCUGAGGAAGAACUUGAACAGAUUCGCGGGGCUUUGAAGAAGGCGGAGCAGGACAUGCAGACUAACUGCUCAGUGCCUGAGUCUCUGCAGUUGUGGCUUCAACUCACACAUGAGGUGGAGAUGCAGUACUACAAUGUCAAAAAGCAGAGUGCAGAACAGCAGUUGGCCACCGCCAAAGAUGAGGCAGAGAGAAUUAAGAAGAAGAGAAGUUCUGUUCUUGGUACCCUCCAAGUGGCUCACAGUUCCUCUUUAGAUGAAGUGGACCACAAGAUCUUACAGGCCAAAAAUGCCCUAGCGGAAGUGACAGCAUGUUUGCAGGAACGCCUGUACAGGUGGCAGCAGAUUGAGUUGUUGUGUGGAUUUGCCAUAAUGAACAAUGCUGGACUACCAAAACUCACUGCCACCUUGUAUCCUGAACCCAAAUGGAUGGUCCUGUCAAGAGCCACCAUGUCAUCCUACCAAAUGCCUGUAGGCAUUGAAGACAUGGAGGAUGGCAUGCCUUCCAUGAUGCCACAAAAAAUUCCUGUCACAGUUUCUCCACUGAAGCUUUCUCCUCGAUCGCUGGUCCGUUCUCGACGAGCUGGUCAUAUUGUCCAGCCACCUGUUAUUCUGCCACCUGAUCCUGAUCUUCUAAUCCCGAUUCGUCCUCCACUCCCUCGGUACGGUGAGGAGGAAGGAGAAGGAAUCAUUUUCCCUGCUAUUGCGAAACAAGAGUGUCUGGAGACAGCCUCCGAUCCUGAUCCUAUUGGAUCCACUGUUGGAAAAAAGUACACCAGCCCUGGACUGGAUACUUCACAUCGAAAACUAUACCGUGACAGCUUGGACCUUUUCUCUGAUAGUGUCACAAGUAAGAUUCAACUUGAUGGACAAGAGAUCAACCCUUUGCGCAAGAUAUCACGAGAGGAACUUGGGCAUCAUCUAAGGGGUGACUCUAGAAAAGUUUCACGUGAAGAAUUUCACGUUGAAUCCAAAACUAGAAAAUUAUCGAGGGAGGAACCUAAGGUGUCUGCCGAAGCUUUGGUGGGUCCUGUGAGUACGAAGGAACCUGAGGUUCCUGAUGAUUUCAAAAAGAUUCCAAGGAGUUUACCAAUAGAACCUAGUUAUUCCUCUAUUAAACUGUCCAUCAAGGAGAAAUUAGAUUCCCCUGUGGAACCUUACCUUGGAAUCAGAUACAUGGAUGAUGCUGAGGUAAAUGUGGGCAGUCUGCGACAAAAGAUGUUUAAAGAAAGGAAGGAUCCCUCAGAUGAGAUCCUGUUGAAAAUGAUACCGAAAGAUGAAUGUAUGACAUAUAUCCAAAGUGGAGAUCCUGCUCGAGAUUUUGAUGUACAGGUGGACAGUGCUUCACGAUUAAUGCUUAGAGAGGAAACUCAAAAAGGGCAUAAUCUGUUAUCGGACAAACCCCUAGACUCUGGUCUCACAAGCCCUUCCAGAGAUGAGCAUUAUGACUCGGUCUCAGUGGAGGGACAGAGAGUAAAGGUAAGAGAUUAUGAAGAGUUGCCCAAAGAAAAAAUUUACAGAAAGGUGCUAAGAGGUGAACCAGCUCUGUCCAUGAACAAGGGAAGGCUGUUUAGACGCAUUUCCACAGAUAGCACUUUUAGUAAAAAGGCAGAUGACUUGGAUGCUUCAAAGGAAACCCAGCGAUCAAUGUCUUUAAGAGAGAGAAGAGACAAUGCUGUAUCCAUGAAGCUCUGCAGAGAUGAGGAUGAUGUCACAGAGAGACAAAAACUGUUUCAGAAUAUCAGGCCAGACAAUACUUUGGACAUACCUAUAGAUAAAAUCCAGAGAGAUGUGGUAGAUGUGCCUGUGGAGACUGUCAGACCAAAGAUAUCCAAAGAUAAAGUUCUACUUCCAGACCCAGGUCACUUUAGCCAACCUGACCUUACAGUUGGCUCCUUAAUGCUCUGGACCCCACCCUCAGACCCCCUUAGCCAUCUAGUGUAUGAUGGUAUUUUAGAGAAGUCUUAUCAGAACCCUCUAAAUGUGACGAGUCCUGGAGAUCUCAGCCAUCCUGCCUCGCUGCCCUCAAUCUCCACCUCGUCCCAAAGCCUUGUGAGCAGUGAUGGCAGCAGUUCUACACAAUCAGGAAAUCUCUCGGCAGCAGAAUCCUGCAGUGGAAACAAAGGCAAGAAAUCUUUAAAGCUCAAGAACCUGUUCAAGAAAAAGAAGGAUAAGGAGAAAGAUAAAGACUCAAAACAAGAACAUCCACAAGGGGGUUUACAGAAGCUGUGAGUUUGAGUCGUAACAAGAACUCAUAGACUUAAGACUCAAUAAUCUUACACCUUCUGUUAAAUAUAUUAGGAAUCCAAUCUCUCCUGAUAUUGAAACAAAUUGUUAAGAUGCUUAUAGACCCUUUUUCUGUUAGUAAACACUGUGACAUUUUAUUUUGGGUGGAGCUUAGGUGGAGGCAGGAAGAUUUUCCUGCCCGCUUUACAAGCGGUAGUUAUCAAGUUUUGUUAGUUUGUUUUUAAACAAUGACUGGUCAAAUUCUAAAUUUAUCUGACUAUGUUAGGUCACUCACUGUCCAGGACUGUGAAUGUUAUUUGAAAAAUUUACCUUUAACGGACAAAACCAGAUUGGCCGACCCAAUUAGUACAUGCUCACUCGAUGGAUGAAUGAUGUGACGACAUGACCUCCGGUUGAGUGACCCGACAUCUACACCUAUCUGAUCAAGCACUUCUGGUAACUGUAGAAAGGGAGAUGAGACAGUUUCCUUUGCUUAGUCUAUGGUUGUUAGCUACCAGUUAGCUAACUUCCAUGCUAAAAAGUUAGCGUUACAUGAGACAUCACUUAACUUGUUCAUCAAUUUCUGAUGAGGUGGGCAUGCAUAAAAAAUAUUUAGCCACAUAACCAAACCAUAAACCACACCAACAACAAACAAGAGUUCCUUUUACCUUAUCUGAUAUGAAGUGUGUGCUGUAAACUCCAGUCCGCUUGUUUUAUCAAGUUUAACCACAGCUGUGGUCUGUUUUUUUGUCAGGCAGUGGCAGCAGGUAUGCGAUAAAACUUCCAAUUGGAGCCCCAUCCAUUCCGUAACACAACACAACAAGAUAACAUUUGCGUUUCUUGUGUAGCCAACUUCAUUCGAACAUUCGAGUUGCGAACCUUCACAGAUAUGAAUGGUCCUUGCAUUAUGAACAUUCGUGGAUGUGAACAAACAGCAGAAGUAGCUCACAUGUCUGCCGGACGUCGUCACAGUUGUGCUGCUGUGUGCUUAUACACUAGUACAGCGCUCAAUCAGAGCCAAUGAUGUCCGGAAGCAAGAGAAAAGAAGCAGCGGUGAUGUGGAGGGGGCUGCUAGGAGGUGCAAAGCAAUAACCAUGGCAACAAAAGUGAAAAUUAUUGAGAGAAAAGCUUUACAUUGUAUAUUUGUGUUGAAGGUGUAAAAGACUCACUUUUUCGGACUUGCAAACGAAUCCAACUUAUGGAACAGAACAGUCGGGGACUUACUGUACUGGUUUGUAUUGGCUGUCUCCAGUUUCCCGUUUGUUUUGCACAAAAGGGGGUCUAUUGCAGGCUUCGCCAAAUUAACACUGUGUUGUUUCCAUGGUUAUGGUAAUUAGUGACAUUUAAUAUGGAGACAUUUGAUAAACAUAGGUUUAGUAAUUUGGGGUUCUUUCCCAAAAAGGCAAAUAUAUAAACAAAACAAAAAACAAAAAAAGUCCCACCAGAUGCCACCUGGACAUAUGAUCUUUGAUAACAUCUGCUCAAGUCCUCCUUGUAUUUGAACAGUAAUUGUAUAGAAAUUAUUUUAUUCUAACUUGCAAAAUAAAAUAAAAAAACUGGAAUACAAUCAAAGCAGUAGGUUAAAAUGAUCAGAGUAUCAUCAGAAGGUGUUGCAUAUUACUGACCCUUGCUCCCUCUGCUGUGGUCACCUUUACUUUUUAUUUGCCGAGUUUUGAACCUAACUUCCUAUCCUGUUGUUUAUCAACUACGAUAAAAUAAAACUUCCAAGCACUCUGUUGCUUUGCUUUCCUGGAGGUCUUAAUGAGUUAAAAAAGGCAGAUGUAUGGCAGAUAUCUAUCAUGUCUGCCAUUCUGUAACAGUUCCUAGAGGGCGUUUUGUUUCUUGAGGGAGUGCCAGUUGCCAUGGUAACCCCUGGACGUGGCCAUUAAUACUUCAUAGUUUUGUUUUAUAUUCGUUGUUUAUUUUUAGUGUCUUUUUAAUUUAUUGCACUAUUUCAUAGUUGAGUUCAACCUUCGCAGAUGUGACAUAAGACUCUAUAAGGCAGGAGGUGUGUGACGUUGUUAUUGUACUUAUAAAUAGGGUAUAAAUUAUUAAUGAAACUUAAAUAUAAAGUCUUAAAAACAUUUUGAAUUGUUUUGGUCCAUAGACUGGCCUGUGAUUUGAUAUCAACUCAGAGAAUUUAGAACAGGAAUGAACCGGUAUUAUUGAAGGGCCUUUCAAAAACGUAAUGCUCCUUGGUGCGUUCCUCUGGAGUGAAACCUUAAAGCAGGGGUGUCUAAUCUUAUCCGCAAAGGGCCGGUGUGGGGCAGGUUUUCAUUCCAACUGAGCAGAAGCCACACCUGAGUCUACUGAAAGCCAAGAUCAGUUGAUUAGCCAGUUGGAAUCAGGAGUAGCUUCUGCUUGGUUGGGACGAAAACCUGCCCCCACACCGGCCCUUUCUGGAUGAGAUUGGACACCCCUGCCUUAAAGGUUCUCUACAGACCACAGAACUGAUUCCAUGAAGAAGUACCAAGAACCAAAAUACCAGGUUCUAGCUAUUAAAAAGAAAAUCAUGAGCAAUAAUUUGGAGUGUGUACCACACACUUACACUGAUAAUACACACACUUUUCGUUCUUCAGAGGAUUUUUAAGGGUUCUAAGGAAUAUUCAAGGUUCUUAGUCUCCAGAAAAAGGAACCGUUUCCUAGUGUUUUGUAGUGUUCCACAGAGAACGUUUCAGGAACAAGCUUUAAGUCUUCAGUUUAUUUCAGAGUGUUUAUCUAAGCACUGAUUUCUACAAAUGUUGGGAAAUGAUGUGCCUCCACUGCACAGUGUGUUUACAACUGGUUUAUUUGUGCGGGUUUUUA
Molecule: messenger RNA, 9014 nt
Organism: Hemibagrus wyckioides
Lineage: Eukaryota; Metazoa; Chordata; Actinopteri; Siluriformes; Bagridae
Gene: stim2a
Product: tromal interaction molecule 2a
Exons: 12
Coding region: 3066-6215 (1049 amino acids)
Biological process (GO): intracellular calcium ion homeostasis; store-operated calcium entry; activation of store-operated calcium channel activity
Cellular component (GO): endoplasmic reticulum; plasma membrane
Molecular function (GO): protein binding; calcium ion binding; calcium channel regulator activity
Source: RefSeq, a predicted model, not a curated record